UUCUGUCAUGGUCUCAUUAUUAUAAGGAGCAGAUGAAUUCAUUUCAUGUUGUCCCCAAUCAAACCCUAAUCAGCCAAGGGUUCCUUUGAGAGAGAGAGCUAUCAGCUAUGGAUGGUAUGGACCACGGUGGUAUGCAUGGCAUGGGCGGCAUGUCGCCACCAACAUCAACCAUGAAUGGCACAACUGGGAUGAUGAUGCACAUGACCUUCUUCUGGGGAACGAACGCCGAGAUACUCUUCUCUCACUGGCCGGCCGGCAAAAGCACCGGCAUGUACGUGUUAGCGUUGUUCUUCAUCUUUGCGCUCUCUUUUCUGGUUGAGUUUCUCUCUCAUUGCCGCUUGGUCAAACCCGGCUCGUCCGACAUGGCGGCUGGUCUCGUCCAAACCUUCUUGUUCGCCGUACGGAUUGGGCUGGCGUACAUGGUUAUGUUGGCUGUCAUGUCUUUCAAUGGCGGUGUGUUUUUGGUUGCCGUGGCUGGGCAUACGUUGGGGUUUUUCUUUUUUGGUAGCAGGAUUUUCAAGAAACCAGAGGCGGUGAAAGGAUCCGAUCUUCCUCCUCUGACUUGUUGUUGAUCAGGAAUACUUAAUAAUCUCCUUUUGUUGUUUUGAAGAAUAAUUAAUGUUAUGGAUUGGAUGUAAAUUGCUUGUGGAAAUUGAAUUAUGGUUAUAUA
Alnus glutinosa is the source of this 670-nucleotide messenger RNA. RefSeq names its product copper transporter 6-like. The record is from RefSeq and is a predicted model, not a curated record. Gene Ontology annotation, biological process: intracellular copper ion homeostasis; copper ion transmembrane transport. The transcript has a single exon. Gene Ontology annotation, molecular function: copper ion transmembrane transporter activity. Bases 108 to 572 code for a protein of 154 amino acids. NCBI's taxonomy places the organism in Eukaryota, Viridiplantae, Streptophyta, Magnoliopsida, Fagales, Betulaceae. Gene Ontology annotation, cellular component: plasma membrane.